CUGCUAAAAAUGGCUCUUCAACAGUUUGUAUGCGGGAUCAGUGUGAUGAUCAUUCUUGUCUGCAAAGGAAGUAAUCCUCAACCCGCCUGUGCCAGACCUCCAAUCAACAGCAGGAUUUUAGGAGGGCAAGGUGUAUCUCCAGGAAGUUGGCCCUGGCAUGUCACUUUUUUCUCUAAUGGUGGACUAUUUUGUCAUGGAUCUCUGAUCACAGAUGAGUGGGUGCUGACUGGUGCUCAAUGCUCAACACAAGCUUACCUCAGUGGCGCAGUAGUGCACUUGGGUGCUAACGACAAGUCAGGAUUUGGUAAUGUGACACGGAGAAUUGACUCCAUUCACUGCCAUCAAGACUUCAAGAAUAACUAUUAUGACAAUGAGAAUGACAUCUGUCUUCUGAAGCUGUCAGCUCCUGUCGACUUCACAGACUACAUCCGACCAGUCUGCUUGGCCUCAGAAAACAGCACUUUCCAUGAGGGAACUGCCAGCUGGGUCACUGGUGUCGACUCAUACAACUACUAUUACUAUUCUUCCAACCUCCAGGAUGUUGAUAUAUCAGUAAUUGGCACCAAUAAAUGCAUCUGCUCCUACAACAGCUCCUACUACUCCUACUACAACCGUGCAAUAACAAAUAACAUGCUGUGUGCUAGAAGUGAAAACGGAUCAAAGACUGCAUCUUAUGGAGACCAGGGGGCUCCUCUAGUGGCCAAACAGGACUCCAUCUGGGUUCAGAGUGGGAUUGUGAGUUAUAUUACUGGUUAUUACCUGGGUCAACCUACUAUCUACACUCGUGUGUCCCAGUACCAGAAAUGGAUCAGCGACAGAAUCACUGGUAUGGAACCAGGCUUUGUGACCUUCACAUCCCCGGGCAUUGACAGCGACCUGAACUUCACCUGCCCACCAAUACCAUCUACAACUACCACCCCUUACACUUACACCUUCUCUUCUCCAACAACUACCUAUACCACCAAACGACCAAAACCUACACGUACCACCGUCCCUCACACUACUGACGACAGCAUAUUUGGCAGUGGUGAAACUCUGAUUCCCAUCACGCACUUCUCUCUCUCUGUUCUUGCUCUGUUUCUCCAUCUCUUCGUUGGCAGUGCUGGAAUCUAACUUACUAUGUUUACUCGUACUGCACUCGGGUUCUUGGGCUUGGAAACUUUGCCUCAACAUAUCAGGCUGUCUAUACUGCGCAUCACUGUACAUCUGCUUUAGUUUUGUUUCACAAAUUAAAAUCCCUACAAAGUAAAUGAAGGAUGAAAUAAGUUUAGUUAGGAACUAGAUUAAAAGAUCUCAAAAUUGAAAAAGUAAUGUGUUGUUUUCCUUUUUUUUCUUUGUAUUCUUUUAUUUCAUAUAUGGGUUGGGAUAUUUACCUAUAUGGCUAAUGCAACUUUAAUCUUGAGUAAUUAACAGAUAAUAGGGUUGUGAUUUUUACCAAUAAAUCAUAUGGUUUGGUUCUAAAAUAUCCAACAAAAAAUGCUGACUAGUAAUACAUUUUAACUUUGCUUAAUUAAAAUCUUUCAAAACUA
Girardinichthys multiradiatus is the source of this 1529-nucleotide messenger RNA. Its product is annotated as serine protease 27-like. NCBI's taxonomy places the organism in Eukaryota, Metazoa, Chordata, Actinopteri, Cyprinodontiformes, Goodeidae. Bases 10 to 1113 code for a protein of 367 amino acids. Gene Ontology annotation, molecular function: serine-type endopeptidase activity. The transcript has 6 exons. The record is from RefSeq and is a predicted model, not a curated record. Gene Ontology annotation, biological process: proteolysis.